Trypanosoma grayi is the source of this 330-nucleotide messenger RNA. RefSeq lists its product as hypothetical. The record is from RefSeq and is a predicted model, not a curated record. NCBI's taxonomy places the organism in Eukaryota, Euglenozoa, Kinetoplastea, Trypanosomatida, Trypanosomatidae. The transcript has a single exon. Bases 1 to 330 code for a protein of 109 amino acids.
AUGGCGCUGGGCGCCCUCGUCGUGGCGCUGUUCGUCUCGGUCGCCCUUUCCUCGUGUGCGGCGGUGCUGUUGGAGGCGUCUAGCGGCUUUUCAUCCGACAUCUUCGCCGUGGCCUUCGUGCGGGCCGUGCUGGCGGCCAUUGCGCAGCCGACGAUCACCGGUAUUGCGCUGCUCGCCGUGCUGGUCGUUGGCGCUGCGAGUGCUGCGCGUGUGGGCGGGCUGGUGGAGGACAUUCAGAUCCUGCUCGACGCACACAAGGCGGUUGUGGAGGACAAUAACUCCCCAGCCCCGGCGACGUUGGACCCACACCCGCGCAAACCGCAUUCGUAG